Molecule: messenger RNA, 1175 nt
Organism: Pararge aegeria (speckled wood butterfly)
Lineage: Eukaryota; Metazoa; Arthropoda; Insecta; Lepidoptera; Nymphalidae
Product: tRNA methyltransferase 10 homolog A
Exons: 5
Coding region: 242-1159 (305 amino acids)
Biological process (GO): tRNA N1-guanine methylation
Cellular component (GO): nucleus; nucleoplasm
Molecular function (GO): tRNA binding
Source: RefSeq, a predicted model, not a curated record
GCCACUUGUCAGUUGUCAUAACAUGAGCACAUGCAUAAGUUUCGGUGAAAAAUUUAUUUAGUAAUAAGUAAAUUUUAUAAGUAGUGUACUUUAAGGUAACUUACCUAAAUUAUAGCAAUAAAAUAUUAUAAUUUGGCGCUAUAAUAAUUGCAUUAUGUCUAAUAUAUAAAAAUGAUUUAUGUGUACAUCUAAAGUUCUUGCUAUUGAUACUUAUUAAAAUGGACUAUUUACUUUAAUAAAAAUGGAGGAACUGAAUAAAGAAUCAAAAGAAGAGGUUAAUAAUGAUAGAAACUAUGUAAAUUUUCAUUACACACUAUACGACAUAAAAAUUGACCCGGGUUUGAAAGAUGACGACGGUAAUGAGUUACCGCGACCCUUCACGAAGAGUCAGAUGCGAAAAUGGUUGAAGAAAGUACGUUGGGCAAAUAGUAAAGCCGAGAAACGAGCAAAAGAAAAAGAACGCGCAAAAGAGAGGAAGAGAGAAGCUCGUAUCGCGAACAUAGACCUAGGCCCUAACAGAAAGGCGCUAAAGAAAAUGAAAUUGGAAAAGGCGAAAAGAAAUACUGGGAUCAUUAUUGACCUUAGUUUUGAGAAUUUGAUGAUAGAAAAAGACAGGUAUAAAGUGAUAAAGCAAAUAUUAAGGUGUUAUUCUGUUAAUAGGCGUUCAGAUUCACCACUGCAGUUUUAUGUUACUAGUUUUGGGGAAAAAUCUAAAAUUGAUAUGUCUAGACAUAAUGGUUAUGAGAAUUGGGAUAUAGUCUUUCAAGAAACUUCAUACCUAGACUUCUUUCCUAAAGAGAAACUGUUUUAUUUGUCAAGUGAAUCUGAAAAUGUUAUAGAAUCUUUUGAAGAAGAUACUUACUACAUAAUUGGAGGAUUAGUGGAUCAUAACCAAUAUAAGGGUCUCUGCCAUAAGAAAGCAGUGGAUCAAGGCAUCAGACAUGGUCAGCUGCCGUUAGACAAAUAUGUUAAUAUGAAAACUAGAAAAGUUUUGACUAUUGAUCACGUGUUUGAGAUUGUUCUUAGAGUUUGCGAGGGAGUUUCUUGGCAAGAUGCUCUCAUCAAAGUUCUACCAUUGCGAAAAGGAGCACAUGUCUGUCAAUCUGCAAGUAAUCAUUCUUCCAAUAUUGAUAGUUCUAGUGAUAGUGAUAACCUUUAAUAUAAUACAUAUUACA